AUGGCUUCCGAACAGAAUAAGGAAUACUUCAACAACGAAGCUGCGGCUUACGAUACAAAGCACGCAAAGACCUUGGACAGGAUCGUCGAGGAGAUCCGGGCCAGACUUGAUUUCAUUGGAGUCGAUUGGGUAGAUGAGGAUACUGGUGUUGGAAGCGUGAGGCUUUUGGAUUAUGCCUGUGGUACUGGAGUUGUUUCUAGAGCUCUAGCGCCUUACACCACACAAUGCGUUGGUAUCGAUCUCUCAGAGAACAUGGUCGCUCACUACAAUGCCAGAGCUGAGAACCAGGGUCUCGCUCGCGACGAAAUGUAUGCCUAUCAAGGCAACCUCUUAGACCCGAACGAUCCCGAUCCCAGGGAGUUUUCCAGCUUCGACUUUCAACUUUUUGACAUUGCCGUCGUUGGAUUGGGCUUCCAUCACUUUGACGAUCCCGCUCUUGCUGCAAAGAGGCUAGUUGAACGGCUCCGGCCUGGUGGUGUUCUUCUGAUCUUGGACUUUCUGCCUCAUGGCAAAGUUGCUGAUGAACAUCACGCUGCUUCGCACACGAUCACACACCAUGGCUUCUCCGAGGAACAGAUCAAGAAGAUCUUCGAAGAUGCUGGCGCCGGAAAGGACUUCACAUUGGAGACUAUCGGAGUUGCCUUCAACAAAGCUACUGAAGAGAGGCCCGAGGAGGUCCGUAGAGAGGUCUUCCUUGCGCGCGGAACCAAGGACUGA
Molecule: messenger RNA, 717 nt
Organism: Sordaria macrospora k-hell
Lineage: Eukaryota; Fungi; Ascomycota; Sordariomycetes; Sordariales; Sordariaceae
Molecular function (GO): methyltransferase activity
Source: RefSeq, a predicted model, not a curated record